Messenger RNA from Manduca sexta (tobacco hornworm), 701 nucleotides. It is a transcript of the gene RpL19, whose product is annotated as 60S ribosomal protein L19. Gene Ontology annotation, molecular function: RNA binding; structural constituent of ribosome. The record is from RefSeq and is a predicted model, not a curated record. Gene Ontology annotation, biological process: translation. Gene Ontology annotation, cellular component: cytosolic large ribosomal subunit; ribosome. The transcript is spliced from 5 exons. Lineage: Eukaryota; Metazoa; Arthropoda; Insecta; Lepidoptera; Sphingidae. The coding region runs from base 55 to 657 and encodes 200 amino acids.
UACAAGUAGCGGCCAUAUUUCUUUCUUGUGUGCGUUGGAUCUCACCGUGUCAGGAUGAGUUCCCUAAAGUUACAGAAGAGGCUUGCCGCCUCUGUUAUGAGAUGCGGCAAGAAAAAGGUGUGGCUUGAUCCAAAUGAGAUCAAUGAAAUCGCAAACACCAACUCCAGACAGAACAUCCGUAAGAUGAUCAAGGAUGGUCUUGUCAUCAAGAAGCCUGUUGCUGUGCAUUCCCGCGCUCGUGUCCGCAAGAACACAGAGGCCCGUAGGAAGGGACGUCACUGUGGCUUCGGUAAGAGAAGAGGUACAGCCAACGCACCAUUACCAUACAAGGAACUUUGGGUUCAAAGACAAAGGGUACUCCGUAAGUUGCUGCUGAAAUACAGAACAGCCAAGAAGAUUGACAGGCAUCUAUACCACGCCCUGUACAUGAAGGCGAAGGGUAAUGUGUUCAAGAACAAGCGUGUGCUCAUGGAGUACAUCCACAGGAAGAAGGCUGAGAAGGCCAGGACCAAGAUGCUCAGCGACCAGGCCGAGGCGCGCCGUAACAAGGUGAAGGAAGCGCGCAAGCGCCGCGAGGAGCGCAUCGCCGCCAAGAAGGAAGAGCUGCUGCAGACCUUCGCCAGGGAGGACGAAGCCGCCGUCACCGCCAAGAAGUGAUACCUUUGUAUAGUUAAAUGAUCCAAUAAACGCGUUGGCUCCAA